AUGACCAAUCAAUCGCCUUUUUUGGCUCGGGUAUUAUCGGCUGUUUUUUAUGGAAUUAUAUCGGUUUUGAUUGUUUUUGUAAAUAAGAUUUUGUUAACGAAUUUAAGGUAAGUUUUUGAAAUCGAAUUUUUUUGACUUUAUUUUCAAAAUUGAAAAGAACAUGUGAAAAAGCAUUCCCCAAAAACUACAUAUUUAUCACACAAACCUUUUUUUCUAGAUUUCCAUCAUUUUUAUUUGUUGGAGUCGGACAAAUGCUUGCCACAAUUGCCAUUCUUUUCAUUGCUCGAUUAUUUCGCCUCGUUCAAUUUCCUUCAUUAGAUUCUUCAAUUCCUCGAAAAAUCAUGCCACUUCCACUUUUGUAUUUUUUCAAUCUGAUUUCUGGUCUCGGUGGAACACAAAUGAUCAACUUGCCAAUGUUCACGGUUUUGAGACGAUUUUCGAUUUUGAUGACAAUGAUUCUCGAAUUUUAUAUUUUGGAGUGAGUUUUUUGAGCUCGAAAAGUUGUACAACUGUUGAAUUAUGGAAUUCGAAAUGAUUAUGGAAAUUUUAAAGAUUUGUUUUGAAUUCAAAGCUUCCAUUAAUAUUUAGAAAAUAUUAUUUUUACAUCGAAAUCCUCGUUAGUUUGGUGCGAAAACUUUAAAUUUAGAUUUAAUAACAAAAAAUUAAAAUUUGCACCAAAAACCUACAGUAUUCCUAUUUUUUCAGGGUUCGAGCAUCGCGAGCUGUUAAAAUAUCAGUUGGUCUCAUGAUUUUGGGUAGUUUCAUUGCAGCAAUUUAUGAUUUGACUUUCGAUUCUGUUGGAUAUAUGAUGAUUUUUGUAAAUAAUAUCUGCACAGCUGCUCUCGGAGUUUAUACAAAACAAAAAUUGGAUGCGAAAGAUCUUGGAAAAUAUGGAUUAAUGUUUUAUAAUUGUUUAUUCAUGGUUUUGCCAGCUUUGUGUGUUGUGAAAUAUACUGGAGAUCUUGAUAAGGUAAAUAACUUAUUUUUAUGAAAAAUAUUUUGAAAUUUUAAUUUAGGCUGUCGAAUUCAUGAAAUCGGAUAUGAUGACAUCAUCAGUUUGGAUUGCUCUUAUUCUUUCUUGCAUUUGUGGUUUCAUCCUCAAUUAUUCAUUAGUUCUUUGCACUCAUCAUAAUUCAGCACUUACAACAACUUGUGUUGGACCAAUCAAAAAUCUCUUCGUAACUUAUGUCGGAAUGUUUUCAAGCGGUGAUUAUAUUUUCCAAUGGGCUAAUUUCAUUGGAAUCAAUGUUAGUGUAUUUGGAAGUAUUCUUUAUACAUAUGUAACAUUCCGUGGUAAAUCAACAAGUAUUACUUAUAAACCAUUACCAACUACAAUUCUACCAACCGAUUUGAAAACGUCCAAAUUUUCGAGUUAA
Messenger RNA from Caenorhabditis angaria, 1376 nucleotides. The record is from the annotation of a GenBank genome assembly. Lineage: Eukaryota; Metazoa; Nematoda; Chromadorea; Rhabditida; Rhabditidae.